Messenger RNA from Chenopodium quinoa (quinoa), 1014 nucleotides. RefSeq names its product protein FAR1-RELATED SEQUENCE 2-like. Bases 1 to 1014 code for a protein of 337 amino acids. Gene Ontology annotation, biological process: regulation of DNA-templated transcription. Gene Ontology annotation, molecular function: zinc ion binding. NCBI's taxonomy places the organism in Eukaryota, Viridiplantae, Streptophyta, Magnoliopsida, Caryophyllales, Amaranthaceae. The transcript has 2 exons. The record is from RefSeq and is a predicted model, not a curated record.
AUGAGGAAGGUACCUGAAAUGGUUGGAACUGCUUUUUGUAAUGAAACUGAUUUCCUGAAAAAGCUAAGUGCAGUAGUUUGGGAUAGAGAGAUUGAUCCUCAUGUAUUUGUUGAUGGCUGGAAUAGUGUUAUGGAGGAGUUUAACCUUGUUGAUCAUGAGUGGUUUUCAUACAUGUUCAAGAUUAAACAUCUUUGGAUUCCUGCAUAUUUUAGGGACUUAUUUAUGGGUGGGUUACUGCGUUCUACAUCUAGGUCUGAGGAAAAGCAUGCUGCUGUUGUUUAUACUCGUUCCAUAUUUUAUGAUUUUCAAGGCCAGGGACCCUGUUUUUCGUGUGGUGUUGAAAGUUGUAGUUCUCUGUAUGGAGAUGGUGUGGAGUUUUUUGUUAUUGUUGAUCAUGAGAAAAGGAAAAAUUUUGAUGUAAAUUUUGACUUGGCAACAUAUGAGUCAAGUUGUACUUGUAGAAUGUUUGAGAGUCAAGGUGUUUUAUGUAGACACAUUUUGUUUGUUAUGAAAGGCAAGUGUAUACGUGAAAUUUCUAAUGCUUAUAUCUUGAAUCGUCGGAGAAAAGAUGUUUUGAAGAAAGCUUUUGCCAUAGAUGUUGCUCUGGAUGAUGCUUCUAAGUAUGAUAAGAAGAAGCAAUUGGUCAGUGAUGUAUGGUCCAAGAUUUUCAGUUGUGUGAGUUUAACUGACCAAUAUGAGGAUGAUUUAUCUAAGCUUAUUAGGACAUUAUCCCCAUUUGAGGAGCAGAUGAUAUCAAAGAAUAAUCCUGAAAAUGCACUUAGUUCAAAAGAGGUGAAAGAUGUUGAUAUUCAGGUUUUGGUUGGGUCAAAUGAAGUUGAUGUAAAUGUCUUGCCUCCAAAUCAGUGUCUUAAUAAAGGUUCUGCCAGAAGUUCAAAGAGGUUGAAGAGUGCAAAAGAAAUAGCUAGUGAAGAAAAAUCUAAAAAAGGCAGAACUUGUAGAGCUUGUGGGCAAUCUGGUGUUUCCCAUGAUAGUAGAAAAUGUCCAAACAAGUAG